GGAAUUCUUAAAAUGCUUAAUAAACAAGCAUUAAUUGAAUUCAUUAAACAGCCCGUUAAAUGGGAAAUGAUUGUUUAUCUUACAGAAAAGGCAAAUGGGGUUUUGCAAUGUGUUCCAAUAAGUCAGAAUUCAAAAUAUAAUACGGAGCUUUCGUAUCGCAAUUUUCCUACAUUAGAACAUUUUAUUUCUAGUCUUUGUGAACAGUCUAAUGUUCAAGUACCUACACUUAUGUCGUCUUUAGUUUAUCUUGAGCGUUUACGAUGCAAACUUCCUCGUGUUGCAAAGGGGAUGAUGUGUACAUGUCAUCGGGUUUUUCUUGCGUCUCUUAUUUUAGCUGCAAAAUAUCUUAAUGAUUCUUCUCCCAAAAAUAAGCAUUGGGCAAAAUAUACGAACCAUUUAUUUUCAUUAACUGAGGUCAAUCUUAUGGAGAAGCAAUUGUUAACACUUUUAGAAUGGGAUCUUUCAAUUACAGUAGAAGAUUUGUAUAAGGUUUUAGCACCGUUUUUGGUGCCUAUUAAACAUGCAAUUGUCGCAUGGCAGACAGUGCGAUCGGAACAGUAUAUGUCACCAUCAUUAUCUUAUUUGAUGUAUCCUCCAAUUUCAUAUACUCCACCAAAAUCUCCUAUUUGGACUAAAAGAUUGUCGUUAACGAGUUCUCCUGCAACCAUGCCGUCUCUUUCAUCAUCAUCUACUGUUUCCAGUUUAGCAGAAAGUCCUGAUGAGUCGUUUAUAACAGUUCCUAGCAUGCAAAAUUCAUUGAAAACUUCUAGAAGACAACUUUAUCAGCAAUAUUUGAAAGAGCAAGACUUUAAUCCUUAUAAAGGCUAUAUACCAUCUUCUGAAUAUUAUACUUAGUUUAAAGAUAAUGCAUGAAUAAUGAUUUGGAUGUUUUAUAUUUUGAGAUAUUUUUUCUGGUUUUACUAUAUAUGGACAUUUAAUUGAUUUAAGGCUAUCUAAAGUGGG
Molecule: messenger RNA, 963 nt
Organism: Pneumocystis murina B123
Lineage: Eukaryota; Fungi; Ascomycota; Pneumocystomycetes; Pneumocystales; Pneumocystaceae
Exons: 2
Coding region: 13-855 (280 amino acids)
Biological process (GO): regulation of cyclin-dependent protein serine/threonine kinase activity
Cellular component (GO): cyclin-dependent protein kinase holoenzyme complex; nucleus
Molecular function (GO): protein kinase binding; cyclin-dependent protein serine/threonine kinase regulator activity
Source: RefSeq, a predicted model, not a curated record